Molecule: messenger RNA, 3076 nt
Organism: Clupea harengus (Atlantic herring)
Lineage: Eukaryota; Metazoa; Chordata; Actinopteri; Clupeiformes; Clupeidae
Gene: cyp11c1
Product: cytochrome P450, family 11, subfamily C, polypeptide 1
Biological process (GO): glucocorticoid biosynthetic process; cellular response to peptide hormone stimulus; cortisol metabolic process
Cellular component (GO): mitochondrial inner membrane
Molecular function (GO): iron ion binding; monooxygenase activity; heme binding
Source: RefSeq, a predicted model, not a curated record
UGUGUGACAAACGUGCCCCUCCUGUGCUGGCUAACAGGAUUCCCCCGUGCUAAGGGCUUUAGGCCAUUAAUCCGACCUGCUCUGGGUGAGGGUGAGGCCCCACUAAACCUCCACUAACCAGUGACCGCAUUCCCUCGCGUUCGGACACACACAUGGUGAGAGACAGAAGGAGCAAGACGAGAAAGAGAGAGGGAGCACAGAAGAAAGAAAGAGAGAGGGAGCACAGAAGAAAGGUGAGGACUCCGUGGUGACGGAAGAGAGGAACGGACAGACAGAUGAAGGGGGACAAGGAGGAGAACGAAGUGGAGGAUAUUAUCUUCUUCCUCUUCUACGCCUGAGGGGUUGGUGAUCACGCACCUCCAGCUGGAGUUACUUGCUGAGGGCACACACAGACCUGACAGGUCCUGGCCUCUGAGUCAUCAUCAUCUGUGUGUUUGUACUCACAGAUGCUGGGACAAGCAGAGCAGACAGUCAUAAAUACGUAAAACUUGACCACACACACACACAGACUCAUAACGAGCAUGAACGAAACAAGUCUGCCCUUCAUCAAGGUUAAACAGCACAUCCACACACUACUUCAUAUUCACAGAUAGUCAGCGUUCACCUGUCCACACACACACACCUGAAAACACACACACCCACCUGAAAACACACAACCGCACCUGAAAACACACACCCACACACACACACACACACACACACACCCACACACACACACACACACACACACACACCUGCAUCUGCACCUGAGUCUCCAGCAUGAACUCUGUGGUGAAGAAGAAGCUGGCCGCCCCAGUGAAGAAGCUGGCAGCCCCGGUGAAGAAGAUGGCAGCACCGGUUAAGAAGAUGGCCGCCCCGGUGAAGAAGAUGGCCGCCCCGGUGAAGAAGCUGGCCACCCCGGUGAAGAAGAUCACAUGCUGCGUGACGGGGGGCAAAGGCCGCAACCUGUGGGACAAGUACCGGGGCAAGAGGGGCAAAGGAGUGAGAGCCAGGGGCAGAGGACAGCGCUCUACCUGCCUCCAGGAGCCCAGCACCAGGUUGCCCUACCAGGAUGAUCUGGAGAAGGAGAGAAAGCAGAGAGAAGCAAAGAAUGCUCAGAAGAAUGCACACAGAGCUGCCAUGAGGGCUCACUUCAGGAGGAAGUACCAGCUCUCUAAGAAUUCCAAGGAUUCCAAUCACGUCAGAACCAAGAGAGGGAAGGUGCGUCUACCCCGCGUGCUGGCAGCCAUGGUUCAACCCGAAGCCCCCGCCAAAGAGGAUCCCUACAGCCUGCUCAGUGCGUUCCAGGACCUUAGCUUCAAUAUGGGGAUGCGCUCGGGCAAGAAGCACUCCAAGACCCCCACACCUGUUAGUACGGACUGUAAGGUCAUGUGUGGACAAGACAGCAGAAGGAGGGACACCAUGCGCUCCACUCUGCGGCUGUCUGCGGGUCCCUCGGCCUCCAGGGCCCCGGGGGUUUCCGUGGCCACCCUGGGGUAUGAGGAGGCGCUGGCGGGCGGAGGGGCAGUGGGGAGGAGGAGAGCCGGGCGUGGAGAACGAGUGCGGCCGUUUGAGGAGAUACCAAACACGGGGAGCAACGGAUGGGUGAACCUGCUGCGCUUCUGGAAGGCUGGGAAGUUCAGCCACCUGCACAAACACAUGGAGGACACCUUCAACACACUGGGGCCCAUCUACAGGGAGCACCUGGGAUCUAUGAGCACGGUGAACAUCCUGCUGCCGGCAGAUAUCGGGGAGCUGUUCCGCGCCGAGGGCUUCCACCCUAGACGCAUGACGCUGCAGCCGUGGGCCACACACAGGGAGACGCGGCAGCACUGCAAAGGAGUCUUCCUCAAGAACGGCCCUGAGUGGCGUGCUGACCGGCUGCUGCUGAACCGGGAGGUGAUGAUGACUGGCGCGGUGCGGCGCUUCCUGCCCCUCCUGGAGGACGUGGCGAGGGAUUUCUGCCACCUGCUGCGCUCCAGGGUGGAGGCCACGGGGGAUGUGGUGGAGAGGGGCCUUCACAGGCUGACCCUUGACCCCAGCCCUGACCUCUUCCGCUUCGCUCUGGAAGCCAGCUGUCAUGUCCUUUAUGGAGAGCGGAUUGGCCUGUUCUCCUCUAAGCCAUCUCGCGAGUCGGAGCAGUUCAUCUGGGCGGUGGAGAAGAUGCUGGCCACCACCCCCCCUCUCCUCUACCUGUCCCCCCGCCUUUUGCAUCACCUACGCGCCCCCCUGUGGACUCAGCACGCUACUGCGUGGGACCACAUCUUCAGCCAUGCUCAAGCUCGUAUCCAGAGGGGGUAUGAGCAAAUGCAAUCGGAGCUGAGUGGGGGAGUUAGAGGGGCAGGGCUGGGCAGAGGGGGACAGAUCGGAGGGGUGUUGGGGCAACUGUUGGAGAAGGGGCAGCUAUCUCUGGAGCUCAUUAAAGCCAACAUCACAGAGCUGAUGGCUGGGGGUGUCGACACGACAGCUGUCCCUCUGCAGUUUGCCCUGUUUGAGCUUGCAAGGAAUCCCGAGGUGCAGGAGAGAGUGCGAGAGCAGGUGCGGUCGUCAUGGAAACGUGCAGCUGGGGAUGUCCACAAAGCCCUGCAGGGGGCACCACUGCUGAAGGGGACAAUGAAGGAGACGCUCAGGUUGUACCCAGUGGGGAUCACAGUGCAGCGCUAUCCCAUCCGAGACAUCGUCCUACAGAACUUCCACAUACCUGCCGAGACUCUGGUCCAGGUGUGUCUGUACCCUCUGGGUCGUUGUUCUGAUGUGUUCUCUGAUCCAGCUCGCUUUGAGCCGGCCCGCUGGGGGAGAUCUGAGGCGGGGGACGCACAGGAGGGGGCCGGGUUCCGCUCGCUGGCGUUUGGGUUCGGGGCGCGCCAGUGCGUGGGCCGCAGGAUCGCAGAGAACGAGAUCCAACUGGUUCUCGCACACAUCCUGCUAAACUUCCAUCUGAGUGUGGCGUCCACAGAUGAUCUGGAAACCUCUUACACCCUCAUCCUACAGCCGGAGAGACCACCCAAAAUCACCUUCAGUACUCUCUAAGGAUGCGUGCACACGCACACACACACACACACACACACACACACACACACACACACACCACACACAC